Messenger RNA from Hydatigera taeniaeformis, 1806 nucleotides. NCBI's taxonomy places the organism in Eukaryota, Metazoa, Platyhelminthes, Cestoda, Cyclophyllidea, Taeniidae. The record is from the annotation of a GenBank genome assembly.
AUGGAUGAAAAAGUAAAGAUGGUCACUUCUGGACUUUCGUUGAAUGAUUGGGCAGAAUAUUGGCUCUGGAAAGUGGCACCCUCUUCGCCGUCUGCCUUCGAGAUCAUUGAACAAUCUGAUUGGUCAGAGGUGAACUCCUCCUAUUGGAUAGACACUAGUAAAGCCUAUGUGGGCUCAAAAGCCUUUCCCUCUCCAGGGCGUCGUUGGCAUUCACGUAAUCACAAGCUUGAGGAAUCAGGACACUCGAAUAUCGAUGAAGGGCUUGGGUAUUCCUCUAUGCCUCCCCAUAGCACGACCACUGCAGUCGGUAAUAUUGCGACCACUACUAGCACUGAUCAGAGAGGAAAAUAUUCUUUUCCCACUGGCUCGGAGUAUUUUGCAUCAUCGUCUGAAUUCGCUAGUGGAGUGUACCCCUCAUCUACCACUUAUUCUUCCUCCUCAGAUGGGGUGAUUUGCUACGAGCAGGAUCCUCGUAGUAGCGCCUACUCUAGUCUUAUUCGACAACAGAAUAACACUACUACUGGAGUCUAUUGGGGUGAGACGGAUCCCUACCAGAGUAGUGGAGGCUAUCACUUUGAGGCGUCGCCUGCAUACCAUUUUACUGGCUUCGCCUCAUAUGGUUAUUCUGCUUCCUCUGCAGCUGUAUCCACCACUAGUUCCACUAGCGCCUACCAUCAUCAGGGUGUUUGGUCAGGCACGGCUUACCAUUAUGGAAGAACAGGAGGGACGACGCAGUCUUCAAUGUUCUAUACUUCCAGAUCGAGACGAAUGCGACCGCAAGGGGCUGUAGGUAGAAUGGAAGGGAAUGCUGACGGGGGUGCAGGAACAGGAGAGAGAAACAAGACAUAUGGAUCUUCACCACCGCCACCACCACCCCCACCUCCCACAAACUCGACCAGAGUGUCACAAGGAUCACCGACUGUUCAGUGGAGGCCUCAGGGUUCGGGGCAGAUUCAGCUGUGGCAGUUUCUGUUGGAGCUUUUGGCAGAUAGUCGCAACCUUGCCUGUAUUACUUGGGAGGGCACCAACGGCGAAUUCAAGCUGGUCAAUCCCGACGAUGUGGCUAGACGAUGGGGUGAGCGUAAAUCGAAGCCUAACAUGAACUACGACAAGCUAAGUCGUGCUCUCCGCUACUACUACGAUAAGAAUAUUAUGAGCAAGGUUCAUGGAAAGCGGUACGCCUAUAAGUUCGAUUUCACCGGCUUGGCUCAAGCCAUGCAACCCUCCACGUGUGAUGCUACCACUGCGGCCGCUUCUGCUGCUUCUGCCGUCUCCCUCGGCCUCUCUACCUUUAGAAACACUGAAACCUCUCUCUGUUUCCCUCGUGAGUCCACGACAAAUGACGAGCACCAACGCCAACAGCAGCAGCCGCAACAAAGGAAGAACAACUCCAAACGCCCUCACGAACCCUCUCCACCCCCACCUUCACUCCAAACUGUCCGGGAUUUUGAGGACUGCGGAGCUAAGCACCAUCAUCAGCAUUCAACCACCACAGGCUAUCCUACGUCACAGCAGUUUCUCGCUGCAAGAGCAGCAGCCGCUGCAGCUGCCUGCUUCUUCCCAGAGGUGCAUCACAAUCACAACCAUCAACAGCACCACGCUGGGGGAGGGUCGGUGUCAGCGACCUGCUACGAGGGAGCAGAAGCCUACCUGGCUCAACCGCAUGGAAGCUAUACCAACGCUUCCCCAGCUUCCUCGUCUGGCGGCGCUUCGUCAUCCUACCAGACCAACCCCUUUGUUAUGACAACAGUGGGGUAUAAUGUGGAGAGUCUGACCAAUAGCGCUGUGGGGCAAGCACCUAAGUGA